Molecule: messenger RNA, 282 nt
Organism: Protopolystoma xenopodis
Lineage: Eukaryota; Metazoa; Platyhelminthes; Monogenea; Polystomatidea; Polystomatidae
Source: the annotation of a GenBank genome assembly
AUGGCAAAACGGACUGAUGAUGCCGGCGUAACAUUUGAGAAUGUACCAAGUCGACUGUCUGCGGCUGGGCGUCAUGACAACUAUUGUGGCAGACGACUUCGGACUAGGUGCGUUCUACAUAGUCGCCUUGACAACAAGACCAAGUUGCGACAACGAGGUCAACCCUCUUUUAUACAUCGAAAGAAGACUGCGACCAUUCCAGAGGCCACAACAUCUUGGUGGUCAUAUCUUCAAUUAAAUUGCUCCUCCUCGCAAUUGCCGGAUGUCUGGAUGGAGGCAUGA